AUGGCGGCGGCGGCGGCGGCGGUCCUUUGCAGUCCUUUGUGGUUAAUGUUUGUUUUUUAUGUACUCUGGGGCCGUAGAUCUUUUAUAGAUCCGAAAUGCCGUAAUUUUUGCAUGGUUUUGUCCAUGUGUAUAAGGUUGGUUUUGGCCAACUAUUUAUUUUGUUUGCGAGACAUCAACUUGACACUUGGACUCUUGACCCCCAGAAGACACGCGGUAUGGCGUGAUUCUGUGGGUGUUGAGAGUUCUGAGUCAGAGCUUAAAUCAGAGUGCGCGGAUAUUUUUCACCAGAGCUUUCUGGUUGUUACGCCAUACUGACGAGCCCCAAAAAGGGUGAAACAGCUGUCUAUGGCUACAAUCCCGCUCUGUUUUGAGUUCUUUCGGUGUCGUGUUGAUGUCUUGCAGAGUUAAUUUUCACGUAGUACGAUCAGCAUUGCAGUAUUCUGUUUGCAGAAUUUAACAUGUCUACUUUUCAUUUUUGCUGAUCAGGUCUUUAUAGAUCCUACGUUCUCCGGCAUAUUCGUUUGCGGUCCUUUGCAGUCCUUUGUGGUUAAUGUUUGUACUUUAUGUAUUCUGGGGCCGUAUAAAUAUAAUUUUACAGAUUUCCCAGACGAAAGUGGAUGAGGAAAUUGUGGAGUAGCAUAUUGUCAGGGGCACCCAACGGCAAUUUCCGGGAAAAUAUCUGUUCGGAAGACGAUUUGAGAUCUAGAAUUUUCGGAGCAUUUGUUGUAAAAUUUCUUGCUUGCCUGCCUCUCCUAGGAUUUUCGAACGUCUACAAGAUGGUAUAAUUACCCAUUUUUAACGGAUUUUGACCCUAAAAACGGCCACCUAGAAUUUUCGGAAGCCUUUUCCUGGCUGAAAGUUUCUAGAAGAUAAGUUUUUAUCCCUAUAAUUUUCGGAUCACUAGACUUUCAGCUAGGAAAUCCGAACAGAUGAAAAGUUUUUAGGGGAUAAAAAUAUGCCUGUAUCUACCGUUUGAAUACUAAAAUACGCUCAACAAUGCUUUGUUAAGUGGUUUUGGACUAUAUCCUCGUUGGGUGCCCCUGUAUUGUCGUUGUCGAUCAAACUUUUUUGUUAACCGUAACUGAUAAAAAUUAACCGAUAGCCGUAAAAGAACCAAACUUUUAGCCGAUAAACCGUAAAAGCCACCACCCCAUUGAGACCCUCUUCUAAUUGCAAUCAUGUUUUAGUUCCUUGUUACAAAUAGGUGAAAAUUUACAGAAAUUAAAUUGUUUUUAAAAAGUAUUUUUGCGCAAUUAUGCUAAAAGACUCUAGGGCAAACAAUUUACAGAUUGUUGACCAAGCUCUGGGUAUAAAAUAACAAGGUUUUUUUCUCCAGUUCACCAUUUACACAUAGCCAGCUGAAUUACUCUGUUAAAUACCAAAUCCCGAUCAUGUAUUUUGUGAAAGUACACUGGGCUUUUGUUUCAUCUCUUGUAUGUUUCAAACUAUUAUUUGCAGUUGGAUGUUCAGAUCAGUUAGGUAAGUGAUAAUUUUAUCCAGUUAAUAGAUUUGCCCUUUUUAACCCACCAAAAUAAUAAUUUGUUAGAUUUGAUUAGAAAGUUGGUUCGUACCCUGAGGGACCUGACAUUUUCGAAAUUGUAAUGCUCUAUAAUAGUCUUGGAAACAAAACCUGUUGUUGUUUUUUGAUGCUCAGAUGAGUGUCACUCGGUAAGUUUAGCGUGGCUUACAGAGUCUGCACAACAGCAUGGAGUUGUACCCGAAGAGCAACAUAUUGAAUACGCCUGCUCCAAAGGGAAAUCCUCUACAGCCGGCAGUUAAUUCCUAUGACACAAGCUUUCAUGUCAGUUCUUUUUUUAUCGCACCCAUGAAAACUUUCUAACUAAACCGAUUUUCUUCUUGCCGGGCUCGAAAUGCGAAUGCUUUCAACGUAACAGUAACUGAAACAAGACUAAAAGUAAUUAUAUUGUCCCUGAACUGGCCUCUAGACCUUCGUUUUAGUAUACUGGUUACAAGCGCAACUGUCAAGAAUGGUGGGUUAAAGAGAAAUUGAAAGUUACUCUCAGAAAAGAAAGGGCAAUAUAUUAAGUUAACAUAGAAUUCGAAAAUUUAAAGUAUUUAUACAUCUGAUAUACGGUGAUCCGAGAAUAUAGACAGCAGAAAAACUUGAAAUCCUGCCUACUUUCGUUUUUAUAUAUUAUUUCCGUACGUUUAAGUUUCCUUACUGUAACUGAACAUGUUAACAAAAUCACGGUAACAAUAUUUCAUUGUAAUCUUUAGUACAUGUAAUGUUUUGUAGGCUUGUAGAUCAUAGAAUUACACACAGAAACGAUUUUACAGAUCUUAUGAAACUAAUCCUUGACCCUGACCAUGGCGUUUUAAUAAUCCAACUUUAAAUAUAUAAGAAACACGUCAAAUUACUGUAAUUGCUCAAAUAGCGAAAAUAGACCUAUUCGGCUAACUCAAAGUUAACUCAAUGCUGUACCCAAUUCAGACCGUUUGGGAAUAAAACGUUCUGUUUCAGGAAUUUCCAUAUCAUUUAAAUGUGAGUGCCACAUUAUAAUGCAAUUACAAUACAAAAAGAAUCUUAACCCCGGGAGAUUUGAAUUGGGUACAACCACAGAUCUGUUCCGUUCACUCCUUCUCCAAGAGUUCAGUGCUGCAUGCUUUUCUCUCCAAUAUUUACUUUCAAUAGAUUCUGAAGCUUGUGGAAUUGGCUGGAAGCCUUUCCGUGACUCCUGCUACAAAAUGAUGACUUCAGGGAAGACCUGGAGGCAGGGCUUUGAACACUGUAAGUCAGCUGGCUCACAGCUUGUAAAGGUUACCGACCAAGAGGAGCUGACAUAUAUUUACUUCACAUUUGUAAAGCCUUUAAACUCUGGAAGUGCAUGGAUGGGACUCAGCCUGAAAAAUGGUUCUUUCUAUUGGACGGACGGUUCUAAGCCUCGAUACAAAAACUGGAAUUAUGGGGAGCCGAAUAAUUUCAACGGAAGGGAACACUGCGUGGAGAUCUAUGUCAAUAAUGGAAAGUGGAACGAUAUCCCUUGUUUCGUUAAAAGACCGUUCGUAUGCGAAAGAGGUAUGUACUUUUUGAAAAAUACUUACCUUUUUGAAGUCGCACGGAAGACUGGGUCAGUUGGAGUCAAGUUGAACCACAGGAAGUUUUUUUUGGGACAUGGCGCUUCUUCCAUUGGCUUCUAAAAGGUUGCUAAGGAAGCUGGGCCUAAAUUCGUCCCCUAAAACAAUCCCAUAGUGCAACGCGACACUACGGGGACCCAGACUCAAGUGCGAUCUCAAAAUGACCAAUCCCAUAUGACGGCAGAAAAAUCCCACAACUAGGUUUUCAAAAUAGCCUUAGAUUGAGGGGGCCUAAUCUUUAAUGCUUGAGAUAACGGUUUAAAACAUUAGAUUCAAUCUGAAUCUGACACCUUAGAUACCGAAUAUUAUGCGUUUCUUGGGGGGUCGUGUGGGAUUCGAAAAUUAGAGACUUCUGUUGUUUGUUAAGCAUUUAAUUUAACGCAGGAUCAUUGGUUGACGCAUGUGUUAAGGGGCGCGGUAUUGUUGCCAUGGUAAACAUGGUAAAGGUUCAUUUCUCAUUACUUGGUUAACGGAACUCUUUUCUUUUAAUUAAUUGAUUCGCAUUUUUUUCCAAAGAUGCACAGCAUAUAAGUCAGUUAAUUAAGAUUACUCUUUCAUAGAGCAUUUCAGUCGGGGUGCUUGAAAAUUACUAAAGAAAACGUAAUUUUUUCAGUAGGCCCAUGAGUUCAACAUAGUGGGCCACGCCUAAUACCCACUGUUGUUGCUGUCAAUUUCGAUGACUUCGUAAGCAUGCCAAUUUUUGUUGAAAAUCUUUAAAUAUAUAGUUCCUCUUCAGAGUCAUCCGAGAAAUCACAUGUCAACUUCCCUUGGGAACGUGAAUCAUGCUUUGGCCAACUGCUCAUUAGAGGAGUAUUAUGUUGCAGACAUCACCGACUGCUUUCAAAGGUGUUUGGCUAUUACACGAUGCCUCUCGUUCAAUAUUGAGAACUCUGGAAAACACCUGAAGAAAUGUGAGCUCAACAACUCAACCAGGGCAUGGGCACGAGAAAAAUUUGUGAAGAGGCCAGGUUACAUAUACUACGAUUAA
Porites lobata is the source of this 4084-nucleotide messenger RNA. NCBI's taxonomy places the organism in Eukaryota, Metazoa, Cnidaria, Anthozoa, Scleractinia, Poritidae. The record is from the annotation of a GenBank genome assembly.